AAACUGAGCCAAAAGACCCCGUUCACCGACUCUGUCAAACCCAUAUGUCUGCCCCAACGUAAUCGCGACUACGCGGGACAGUUGGCAGUGGUCACCGGUUGGGGUCACACGAGUUUUGGCGGCGCUGGGAGUCCGCAGCUCCGGCAGGUGUCGCUUCCCGUCUGGAAUAACACGUGGUGUGACUCGUCAUACAGUGUGGACAUCAGUGACCAGAUGUUGUGCGCCGGAAACCCGAAGGGCGGUAAGGACUCGUGUCAGGGAGAUUCAGGCGGUCCGCUGAUGCUUCAGGGGCCCAAUCAAAGGUGGAUGAUCAUCGGCGUGGUUUCCUGGGGUAUUAAGUGCGGCGAACCCAAUCAACCCGGUGUUUAUACCAGGAUUAGCAAUGUACACAAUAUGAAUCCACCGCCCGGUGUAUUCCUGCGCCGGCUGUUCACCCGACGGGUUAUACUGUUAUUGAUAAACACGUUCAAUAUUAAGGGCGAUAAACAUGAAGGAAAAUCAUGCGACAAGUCCUUCGAGAAGGGUCUGGAGCUCGGCAUGUCUAUGGCCAGAAACUCCUGUCCCGGACCAGGUUUGCGGCCAUUAUCAACAGGAUUUGCCGCUUCGACCGACUCAUUGACAUACGCCGAACCCAUGACCUCCCAGUCCUCGUCCGCCUCCGCCUACUCCGCCUCCCGCUCCCCAAAGAGUGUAAAAGUUCCCGUUUAUAUACGCGAUAAUGAUAAACAUAUCCCCGUUGAUGAU
This is a messenger RNA of Medioppia subpectinata, 744 nucleotides long. Lineage: Eukaryota; Metazoa; Arthropoda; Arachnida; Sarcoptiformes; Oppiidae. The record is from the annotation of a GenBank genome assembly.